Messenger RNA from Triticum dicoccoides, 1184 nucleotides. Its product is annotated as Nucleoside diphosphate kinase family protein. Gene Ontology annotation, molecular function: nucleoside diphosphate kinase activity. The record is from RefSeq and is a predicted model, not a curated record. The transcript has 5 exons. Lineage: Eukaryota; Viridiplantae; Streptophyta; Magnoliopsida; Poales; Poaceae. Gene Ontology annotation, biological process: GTP biosynthetic process; UTP biosynthetic process; CTP biosynthetic process.
UUUCGUCCCAUCUCACCGGAGAUGGCCGGGGCAGCUUUCUUCCACAGGUGCCGCAGCUGUGAGGCUGUGGAGAGAGAGAGGACGUUGGCGAUGAUCAAGCCGGAUGGUUUGUCUGGUAACUACACGGAAAAAAUCAAGGAGGCCAUCUUGGAGUCUGGAUUUGAUAUCAUAGAAGAGGCAGUUGUCCAGCUGGAUGCAGAGAGGGCAUAACUCUUCUAUGCUGAGCAUGCCCAUAGAAGCUUCUUCAACAGCCUGGUGAAGUAUAUGACGAGCGGUCCAGUUCAUGUUAUGGUUCUGGAAAGCCCCGAUGCCAUUUCACGCUGGAGAAUUUUGAUAGGGCCAACUGAUGCAAGAAAGGCUAAAACUUCACACCCUGACAGCAUUAGAGCAAUGUGUGGCUUGGACUCUGAGAAAAAUUGUGUGCAUGGUUCAGAUUCACUGCAAUCUGCGGCCAGAGAGAUUUCAUUUUUCUUCGGAGAUGAUAAAUCUGAAGCCCUGGAACAUGAUGAGCUGUAGACAAUUGGCAUGCAUCCUCGAAAGGCAGAUAAUUCUGAAGUUUGAUACCCCUUCCAGCUAUUAGUUGAUGAAAACUUAUGUGCAUUACAUGAUACUGAUCUAACAUUACACUUCUGCACUUGAUAGCUUCAUCCCUUGGGUGCCAAAGGCUGUGAUGUUGAAAUCACCAUAGCGAAAUUUUGUCAAGCACUCCCAUUUAACUGAUUGCCGUGUCCCAGUUCAAAAUAUAAUCGUCUGUUGAUAAAAAUCCUAUGGGUUUUAGAUUUGCACUGUCUGGCUUGAUCAUGCCAAUCUUAUUUAUCAAAAACUGCCACUUGUUAGUUCAUGGAAUGCAGGUUCAGAUGCAGUAAUCCAUGUGGAAGUGAGACCAAAGCUGCCAUUUGCGGAAAAUAACAUGCUUGAGUAACAGCAUAAUGCUCUGCUGUAGAUUCAAGAGUAGUAUUUUACCAGCGGUUCAGUAAUCUGGUUACAAAGGGUGUGGCCGAAAGCCCCAUCCAGCUUGUGCAGGUGCAGGCUUGAUCUUGUGCAGUUUUUUUGUAAGGAAACAUGUAGGGAAAAUUAAGAUGCAAAAGAUGUGUAGGGAAAAUUACCAGUGAUGAGUUAGAAGUAGUACCCUGAUAGAACUUUUGGUCUUAUGGAUGAUCUUUGUUGUUCGUGUUUGCUUCAAA